Messenger RNA from Cariama cristata (Red-legged seriema), 3576 nucleotides. RefSeq names its product RAS protein activator like 2 (gene RASAL2). The transcript is spliced from 18 exons. Gene Ontology annotation, biological process: regulation of GTPase activity. The coding region runs from base 319 to 3576 and encodes 1085 amino acids. NCBI's taxonomy places the organism in Eukaryota, Metazoa, Chordata, Aves, Cariamiformes, Cariamidae. The record is from RefSeq and is a predicted model, not a curated record.
GGACCACCUACACACAGACUGUCCUGCGGCCAGUCCCCCUACACUGAAACGACAACAUGGGAGAGGAAAUACUGCAUCCUGACAGACAGCCAGCUGGUGCUGCUCAACAGGGAGAAAGAGGUGCCUAUCGAUGGGGUCCAGGAGCCGCAGGUGGAUGCUACCAAAGGGCGCUGCCUGCGCCGGACGGUGAGCGUCCCCUCCGAGGGCCAAUUCCCUGAGUACCCACCAGAGGGGGCCGCCAAACUGGAGGUCCCAGCAGAGAGAUCUCCUCGCAGACGGAGCAUCUCCGGGACCAGCACCUCUGAGAAAACCAACUCCAUGGAUGCUUCGAAUACUUCUCCUUUCAAAGUGCCAGGCUUCUUCAGUAAACGUCUGAAAGGGUCCAUCAAGAGGACAAAGAGUCAGUCAAAGUUGGACAGGAACACGAGUUUCCGUCUCCCAUCUCUCCGCAAUGCUGAUGACAGGUCACGUGGCUUGCCAAAGCUGAAAGAGUCCCGUUCCCAUGAGUCUUUACUGAGCCCAGGCAGCGCCGUGGAGGCCCUGGAUCUUGGGUCAGAAGAAAAAGUCUUUGUCAAACCACUUCACAGCAGCAUCCUUGGACAAGACUUCUGCUUUGAGGUAACCUACUCCAGUGGCAGUAAAUGCUUCAGUUGUUCCUCUGCAGCAGAGAGGGAUAAGUGGAUGGAAAACCUACGCCGAACAGUGCAACCGAAUAAGGACAACUGCCGUCGAGCUGAAAAUGUGCUCCGACUCUGGAUCAUUGAGGCAAAGGACCUGGCCCCCAAGAAGAAAUACUUCUGUGAGCUGUGCCUUGAUGACACUCUCUUUGCCCGCACCACCAGCAAAACAAAAGCAGAUAACAUUUUCUGGGGAGAGCACUUCGAGUUCUACGGUCUCCCACCUCUUCACAGCAUCACAGUUCACAUCUACAAGGACGUGGAGAAGAAGAAGAAAAAGGACAAGAACAAUUACGUAGGCCUGGUCAACAUUCCCAUGGCCAGUAUCACCGGUCGCCAGUUUGUGGAAAAAUGGUACCCAGUCAGCACGCCUACACCCAACAAAGGGAAAUCGGGGGGACCUUCCAUUCGGAUAAAGUCCCGUUAUCAGACCAUCACCAUCUUGCCCAUGGAGCAAUACAAAGAAUUUGCAGAGUUUGUUACCAGCAGCUACACUAUGUUGUGCUCUGUGCUGGAACCUGUGAUCAGCGUAAGGAAUAAGGAAGAGAUGGCUUGUGCUUUGGUGCACAUUCUUCAGAGCACUGGGAGAGCUAAGGACUUCUUGACGGAUUUGGUGAUGUCAGAGGUAGAUCGUUGUGGGGAGCAUGAUGUCUUGAUCUUCAGGGAGAACACGCUUGCUACCAAAGCUAUUGAGGAAUACCUAAAGUUGGUAGGGCAGAAGUAUCUUCACGAUGCACUAGGGGAGUUUAUCAAGGCUUUGUAUGAGUCAGAUGAAAACUGUGAAGUGGAUCCCAGCAAAUGUUCAUCCAGUGAAUUAACAGAUCAUCAGAGCAACCUGAAAAUGUGUUGUGAGCUGGCCUUCUGCAAGAUUAUCAAUUCUUACUGCGUGUUCCCUCGUGAGCUGAAGGAGGUAUUUGCAUCUUGGAAGCAGCAGUGCCUGAGCAGGGGCAAGCAGGACAUCAGUGAACGCCUGAUCAGUGCCUCCCUCUUCCUCCGCUUCCUGUGCCCCGCUAUCAUGUCUCCCAGCCUCUUUAGCCUCAUGCAGGAGUAUCCUGACGACCGGACAUCUCGCACACUCACACUUAUUGCUAAAGUCAUACAGAAUCUCGCCAAUUUUGCUAAGUUUGGUAAUAAGGAAGAGUAUAUGGCGUUCAUGAAUGACUUUUUAGAACACGAGUGGGGAGGAAUGAAGCGUUUUCUCCUGGAGAUCUCUAAUCCAGAUACCAUCUCAAACAUGCCUGGAUUUGAGGGCUACAUCGACCUGGGCAGAGAGCUCUCGGUUUUGCAUUCGCUCUUAUGGGAGGUUGUGUCCCAACUUGAUAAGGCGACCGUGGCAAAACUGGGACCUCUGCCUCGUAUUCUUGCCGAUAUCACCAAAUCAAUGACCAACCCUACACCGAUACAGCAGCAGCUGAGGCGUUUCACUGAGCACAGCUCUAGUCCAAACGUCAGUGGCAGUCUCUCCUCAGGGCUCCAGAAGAUAUUUGAGGACCCCACUGAUGGUGAUUUGCAUAAGCUGAAGUCUCCAACCCAGGACAACAGCAUGACUUACUCAGACAAAGAUGAAAGGGAAAGCAUGUUGCCCAACGGACGUAGCAUCUCUCUCAUGGACCUCCAGGAUCCUCACACAGCUCACAGUGACCACGCUUCUAUUAUGCACGAUGUGCCUUUGCGCUUGGCCGGCAGCCAGCUCUCUAUCACACAGGUGGCAAACGUCAAACAGCUUUGGGAAACUCAGAGCACCCCCCAGAGUGCUCCCCAAGUGAGAAGGCCUCUGCAUCCAGCUUUGAACCAACAGGGCAGCCUCCAGCCUCUGUCAUUCCAGAAUCCGGUUUACCAUCUCAACAACCCAACGCCGCCAAUGCCGAAGGCCUCUGUGGACUCCAGCCUGGAGAACCUGAGCACUGCCAGCUCCCGGAGCCGAAGCAACAGCGAAGACUUCAAACUUAGCGGACCCAGCAACAGCAGCAUGGAGGACUUCACCAAGCGCAGCACGCAGAGCGAGGACUUCUCCCGGCGCCACGCGGUCCCAGACAAACACAUCCCCAUCGCGCUGCCCCGCCAGAACAGCAGCAGCCAAGCGCAGAUCCGCAGAAUGGACCAAGCUGGGUUGGGGGCCAGGGCCAAAGCACCGCAGUCCUUGCCACACAGCGCUUCUUUGCGGAGCACGGGCAGCAUGUCGGGAGUGUCCGGAGCCAUGGUGGCUGAACCCAUUCAGAAUGGGAGCCGGUCCCGCCAGCAGUCCUCAUCCUCUAGAGAGAGCCCUGUCCCAAAGGUGAGGGCAAUUCAGAGGCAACAAACACAGCAGGUUCAGUCGCCUGUGGACUCCGCCACAAUGUCACCAGUGGAAAGGACAGCUGCGUGGGUUCUCAAUAAUGGACAAUACGAAGAAGUAGAGGAGGACACAGAGCAGAAUCCAGAUGAAGUCAAGCAUGCUGAGAAGUAUGAACAAGAGAUCGCGAAGCUGAAGGAGCGCCUGAAGGUGUCAAGCCGCCGGCUGGAGGAGUAUGAGCGGCGGCUCCUGGUGCAAGAGCAGCAAAUGCAGAAGCUGCUGAUGGAGUACAAGUCUAGGCUGGAAGACAGCGAGGAGAGACUGCGCAGGCAACAGGAAGAGAAGGACAGCCAGAUGAAAAGUAUCAUCAGCAGACUCAUGGCAGUUGAAGAGGAACUGAAGAAGGAUCAUGCAGAGAUGCAAGCUGUCAUCGAUGCAAAGCAGAAAAUAAUUGAUGCGCAGGAGAAGCGGAUCGUGUCCCUGGACUCUGCCAACACGCGGCUGAUGAGUGCCCUGACGCAAGUGAAGGAACGCUACAGCAUGCAAGUCCGCAAUGGCAUCUCCCCCACCAACCCCACCAAGCUUUCCAUCACGGAGAAUGGUGAAUUCAAAAACAGCAGCUGCUGA